Molecule: messenger RNA, 330 nt
Organism: Knipowitschia caucasica
Lineage: Eukaryota; Metazoa; Chordata; Actinopteri; Gobiiformes; Gobiidae
Source: the annotation of a GenBank genome assembly
AUGUGUGGGCCAGACAAGCCCGCUGAAUCUUCUUGGCCGUCCCAGGCACGACCUUACCGAACCGCUCGGUACCAGAUCCGCAUCUGCUUCUUGGCCGCCCUAGGCACGACCUUACCGAACCGCUCGGCACCCCAGACGAGACCCAGUCUCCCAGCCCAGCUCCUUGCCGCUGUAUGCUUUUCCAACCGCGCACAGAUGAAUACAGGCCCGUCAGUCCGCUCUAUGCUCCCCGUGUGCACGAGUCUUUCCUUCACGCCCAGUGGAGCCAGGUCGCGUUGGUAUCACGCACACAGUGCAUUGACUGACGGUCCUCACGGUACUCACUGCUAG